AGGCUCAGCGGCCAUGGCUCACGGGCCCACCCGCUCCGCGGCACGUGGGAUCCUCCCAGACCAGGGCACGAACCCGCGUCCCCUGCAUCGGCAGGCGGACUCCCAACCACUGCGCCACCAGGGAAGCCCUAUUUGGUCCCUUUUGUUACUUGCUUUGAAACUAAAAUGUUUUUUUCCAACUUCAUUUAAAGAGUAUUGUGAUGAGAUGUUGGUAGCUUACUAAGACACAGUGCUGAAGAAAUGCUAGAAGUUGCAAGGAGAUAUGAGUGCAGAGUGAAUGGUGACCGGGCACCCGGGACCUGCUGGGGCAGAGAGCGAACCUAUCUGGGAAGAAUGAGAAAACCAAAGGGCUCUGCAGAGGGAGGGGGAGGACACCACAAACUAACUGCAGCUCUGCUUCCUACCCAUAAGGAGAGCUCUGAGGACAGGUAUACAUGAAUAUCGCAACUCUGAAUUUCAUAAUAAAGGGGAAAAGUGAGAAAUUUUUCAAGUUUAAGAUUACAACUUGGGCUGACUGAGGCCGAUCACAUCUGUAUAUGAGGCAUGUACAGAUGUUGAUACGGAGUUUGAGUCACUAAGUCAGGAUGAUGAAUUGUGUUCUCCGUACUUAAGAUGUUGAAAAGUUUUCUAUGGGAAGGGUUAAAAUCUGCCAUUUAAACUUAAUAUUGAUUGUUCCAAGAACUUACACAGAAUAACUAGUUUCUCUCAUGUUUGGGGCAUUACUAAACAAGGAGUCUGCACUGAUACUACCAAUUACCGUUUCUUUCAUGAGGACUUUCUGGCCACAAGGCAGGGCAUGCGGGAUCUUCCCGUUGACGGGCCCCCUGCAGUGGAAGCUCAGAGUCUUAACCACUGGACCACCAGGGAAGUCCCUCAUGAGAACUCUCAAAGGAGGCUGGGAGCGAGUGGCAUAGACAGAAAUUGGGAAUGUGAAUAUACUCUACUCUUAAUACACUCUCCCUUAAAUAUUUGUUAUAGAUGUUCCUGCAGACUCAUACCGUGUUUCAGUAUGGUUUUUUAAAUAGACUCAAAAAAAUGUUUAAAGUGUGGUUCUGAUCAUGUUAGACCUCUGUUCAAAAGUAUGCAGUGGUUCCCAUUGUCUGCUAGUUGCUAAUAAUAAUACUGGCCAGUCUACAUUGAGAAUUUGCUCUGUUAGGCACUACUGUAAGCUUUUGACAUUUAUGAGUUCACUGAGUUUUUACAACAACCUAUACAGAUGCUUUUAUUAUUUACAUUUUACAAACAAGUCAUAAAGAUUUUAAAUAAAUUGUCCAGGGCACAUAGCUGGCAAGUAGCAAAUAUAAUAUGAACUCAGUAGUCUACUGUCGAAGUCCUUACUUACCCUUGUCUACAAAAAACAAACCAACUAACCAGUUUUCCUAAAUUAGGAUUGAAGAUUCUGAUCCCAGUCUGCCUUUCCAGCCUUAGUAUUGAUGGAUGACCAGGAGACACAAAGGCCAUCCUGCCUACUGGCUUCUAUGUUCUUCUGAUUUCAUCCAGUCCUUUGCUAACUGUGUGAGUUUGCUCGUUCGGAGCACCAUAACAUGGUGUGGGAAGUGAAGACAAAUCAGGUGCCUAAUGCAGUACAGAAACUCCUGCUAGUAAUGGACAAGAGAGCUUCAGGAAUGAAUGACUCAUUGGAGUUGCUGCAGUGUAAUGAAAAUUUGCCAUCCUCACCUGGAUACAACUCUUGUGAUGAGCACAUGGAGCUUGAUGAUCUUCCUGAACUUCAGGCUGUUCAGAGUGAUCCUACUCAAUCUGCCAUAUACCAGCUAAGUUCAGAUGUGUCACAUCAAGAAUAUCCAAGACCAUCUUGGAACCAAAAUACCUCAGAAAUAUCAGAAAACACUUACCGUGAAAAUGAGGUGGAUUGGCUAACAGAAUUAGCAAAUAUCGCCACCAGUCCACAAAGUCCACUUAUGCAGUGCUCAUUUUACAACAGAUCAUCUCCUGUACACAUCAUAGCUACUAGCAAAAGUUUACAUUCCUAUGCGCGCCCUCCACCGGUGUCCUCUUCUAAGGGUGGGCCAGCCUUCGCUCAUCACCACUGGAAGGAGCAAACACCAGUCAGACAUGAAAGGGCAAGCAGUGAGUCAGAAUCUGGUAUUUUCUGCAUGUCCUCCCUCUCGGAUGAUGACGACUUGGGGUGGUGCAAUUCCUGGCCUUCGACUGCUUGGCACUGUUUUUUGAAAGGCACACGACUGUGUUUUCAUAAGGGAAGCAAUAAGGAAUGGCAGGAUGUGGAAGAUUUUGCUAGAACUGAAGGCUGCGAUAAUGAGGAAGAUCUCCAGAUGGGCACUCACAAGGGCUAUGGUUCUGAUGGUCUAAAGUUGUUAUCACAUGAAGAAAGUAUAUCAUUUGGCGAGUCUGUACUGAAGUUGACUUUUGAUCCUGGUACAGUCGAAGAUGGUUUACUUACUGUAGAGUGUAAACUGGACCACCCUUUCUAUGUUAAAAAUAAAGGUUGGUCAUCAUUUUAUCCAAGCUUGACUGUGGUACAGCAUGGCAUUCCAUGUUGUGAAAUUCAUGUUGGUGAUGUAUGUCUACCUCCUGGACACCCCGAUGCCAUUAAUUUUGAUGAUUCAGGUGUUUUUGAUACAUUUAAAAGCUAUGACUUCACGCCUAUGGAUUCCUCUGCAGUCUAUGUGUUAAGUAGUAUGGCUCGUCAGCGUCGUGCAUCUUUGUCUUGUGGAGGACCUGGAGGUCAAGACUUUGAAAGAUCUGGAUUCAGUAAAAACUGUGGCUCCCCGGGAUCCUCACAGCUCUCUUCCAAUUCCUUGUAUGCUAAAGCUGUCAAAACCCACAGCUCAGGGACUGUGAGUGCCACUUCUCCUAACAAGUGCAAAAGACCAAUGAAUGCCUUCAUGCUUUUUGCCAAAAAAUACAGAGUUGAAUAUACUCAGAUGUAUCCAGGGAAAGAUAACAGAGCCAUAAGUGUGAUCCUUGGUGACAGGUGGAAGAAAAUGAAGAAUGAAGAGAGGAGAAUGUAUACAUUAGAAGCAAAGGCUUUGGCUGAAGAACAAAAACGUUUAAAUCCUGACUGUUGGAAAAGGAAAAGAACCAAUUCAGGCUCACAACAACAUUAAACCAGGAUGCUUAUGUUCUUAAGUCUGUAUUUGCAUAAACAUUGACUGUUGAUGGAAAGACUUAAGAAGAUCAAGGUCUCACCUUUUGUCCUGAAUCUGUGUGACCGUAAGAUACUGAUAGCAUUGAGUCUUGAAAUGAUUGAUUUAAUAAUAUGAGUGAGGAUUUGCUUUCUCCAUUAGAGCAUUAAGUAAGCUAAAACUAUCAACAUUGUAAACCAAAUUGCCUUAUUUUCUUCCAAACUUCAUAUAUGUCUAUCAGGUAAUAUAGGCUUGAAAAUUGAUAUCCUGUGGUGCUAAAGUACAGUAGAAAGAGAGGAGAAGUGUAUACAUGUUUUAUUUUAAAUUGUACAAAGGGGGAAUUUAAAAAUAUGUAACUGCUGUUUAUACAUUGGCUCCUUACUGCUUAUUAAUCUGUAUUGUAUACAUAAUGGAGUGAAGCAGAAGCCGGGAGUUGGCCUUUCCCUGAGCAACCACCAUAUGGCUCAGCAUCUGUGCCAAACACGGGGGCUCCUAGUCUGGCCAGUGCCAAGAGGUUGCCGGAACAGGGGGCAGGUGGAUGGUGUCAGUGUCACAGCCUGAGAGCCACCUGCCACGGCUCCCGGAGCAUGCUGAGUGGACGCGCCAGGUGGCAGCACCCACCCCUUGCUCGAUGGAGACAGCCCAGGCCAAGGUAAAGUUAGUGAAUAGCAUUGGGGUAUAGUCACUGUAAUGGUGCUGUUAACGGUUGACACCAUUGUAUUUUUAACUUUUGUGUCCUGUAUCUCCUCAGCCACAUAUCUUAAUAUCGUAUUUGUCAUCGUAUCUCUAUGGUGGGGGCAGACUUUGCACUUAUGCAGUGCAACACGUGCACUUUACUUUCCUCCAAACUGUCUACAGUGAGAGCAAACACAAUGGCAAUACAGCUGCUUAUGCUCUGAGCUACAAUCAUGGCUUUUCAUGUUACUUACCCAGUGGUGUUUCUGGUUAGGAAUCACAGCUGUAAAAUUGAAUUUCAGUUCAUUACACUUCUUCAUGAUGUUGCCCCUAAAUUUUGCACACUAUAUUCUUGUAUAUUAUUUCAAAUAAAAUGAAAAAAUUGUUUAUCUCUGA
Globicephala melas (long-finned pilot whale) is the source of this 4175-nucleotide messenger RNA. RefSeq names its product HMG-box transcription factor 1 (gene HBP1). Lineage: Eukaryota; Metazoa; Chordata; Mammalia; Artiodactyla; Delphinidae. Gene Ontology annotation, cellular component: nucleus. Gene Ontology annotation, molecular function: protein binding; RNA polymerase II cis-regulatory region sequence-specific DNA binding; DNA-binding transcription factor activity, RNA polymerase II-specific. Gene Ontology annotation, biological process: regulation of transcription by RNA polymerase II. The record is from RefSeq and is a predicted model, not a curated record.